This is a messenger RNA of Brassica rapa (field mustard), 2485 nucleotides long. Its product is annotated as cytochrome b561 and DOMON domain-containing protein At4g17280. The record is from RefSeq and is a predicted model, not a curated record. Lineage: Eukaryota; Viridiplantae; Streptophyta; Magnoliopsida; Brassicales; Brassicaceae.
AAGCAGCAAAGUCAAGAUGGCCGAGUUGGUCUAAGGCGCCCGCUUCAGGUGCGGGUCCGAAAGGGCGUGGGUUCAAAUCCCACUCUUGACAUUAUUUUUGUCUUUCUUUUGGCAUUUUUUACUUCCUUUUGCUAGUUACUUUAAUCUUGUUAAUGUUGAUGACCAUAGCACCGGUGACAACAUAUUAAAGCUUGAGCUAAAUUAUUUAAGUUAAUAAGAAGUAGAGAAUAUUGUACCAUAGUGAACUGUACAAAAUUAAAAUUAUAAUAUAUCGGAUCAACGGGUGGAAGGUCACGCAUAAUGAACAGUCGGCUCGAUGCUCGGCUCUAGAAUGGUUGACUGCAUGGGCAAAAAGUAAGUCGACACGUGGAGAAAAGGGUCCCACCACAUGGUGGCAGUUGAGAUGUUGACCAAAUGACCCUAAGCUCCUAAACCCAACAACUAGUAAACAGUUCUCUCACAGACCGGUGAGGUUGCUCACCUGCAUUCACUCCUCUUUGCCUCCAAUGUCCUUUCCUAUUUGUUAUUAUACUCAUAUCUCUAUACAUGGUUCCACCUAUCAGUGCAAGUACAAGACAAUAACUCCAAACAUAAUUAAGCUCUAUAACAUUCAAUUAUUUACUUACUUUUAGGUUCUAUAUACCUACCCAAUAGUAGUUGUAAGAUAAACAUAGACAGAGAGAGAGAGAGAGAGAGAGAAGUGAUGGUAAAGAAGUUGAGUUGGUGGAAACAAAGGCAGGCGAGACAGGUGUGAACCGGUUGUUGUUGACUCUCACCAUUACUAAACCCAUGAAGUUUCACUAGUUACCCUCUAUAAACCAGUUUUGUUUCUCACCUCUUUUAAGACGAGGAGCACUAUGGUUGCAUCUAAUGUUGUAUAGACCAUUAAUUCUCUUUUAAAAAAAACAAAUGAUAACAGCUAAACGUAAUAUGAACUAAACAAAAAAAAAGUGUAAUUGAAAAGUUAUGAUCUCUCUAUUAGACAGCUUAACCAACAAAGCUAACCCCACUUUCACUUCAUAUUUAAUCUCUCUUUCUCUUCUCUUCUUUCUUCAAUCAUCUGCUUCUCUAAACAUCUGAGUAUUUUCUAUCAAUGAGCACCUCAGUGAUGAAGUUCUUGAAUCAAACCCUUUGUCUCUCUCUUGUCAUAUCCAUGGCUACUCUGUCCUAUGCUCAGACAUGUUCCAAAUACAAAUUCUCCAGCAACAAUGUCUUUUCUUCCUGCAACGACCUCCCUUUUCUUGAUUCUUUCCUCCAUUACACUUAUGAUUCUUCCACGGGAACCCUCCACAUCGCUUACCGCCACACCAAGCUCACCUCUGGCAAAUGGGUUGCUUGGGCCGUGAACCCAACGUCUACGGGAAUGGUGGGAGCUCAAGCCAUCGUGGCUUAUCCACAAUCAGACGGCACUGUCAGGGUUUACACUUCUCCUAUCAGAAGCUACCAGACAAGUCUACAGGAGGGUGAUCUGAGCUUCAACGUCUCAAGGUUGUCUGCAACUUAUGAGAACAACGAGAUGGUUAUCUUGGCAAGUCUGAGUCUUGCACAGGAUCUAGGGAAUGGUGGAACCAUUAACACUGUGUGGCAAGAUGGUUCCAUGUCUGGGAACAGUCCUCUGCCUCAUCCAACUUCUGGCAACAAUGUCCGCUCUGUGUCCACUCUCAAUGUGGUCUCUGGUGUUUCUGCAGCUGCCGGAGGAGCUGGAGGAAGUUCCAAGCUCCGUAAACGCAACAUACAUGGAAUAUUGAACGGAGUGAGCUGGGGAAUAAUGAUGCCAGUAGGGGCAAUCAUUGCCCGCUACUUGAGGGUCGCCAAAUCAGCAAACCCUGCUUGGUUCUACAUUCACGUUUUCUGCCAGGCUUCUGCUUACAUCAUAGGUGUGGCCGGAUGGGCCACUGGUCUAAAACUCGGUGGCGACUCACCAGGGAUCCAAUAUAGCACCCACCGUUCUAUCGGGAUUGCUCUCUUCUCCCUAGCAACAGUCCAGGUUUUUGCGAUGUUUUUGAGGCCGAAACCAGAGCACAAGCACAGGCUCUACUGGAACAUAUACCACCACUCAAUAGGCUACACGUUGAUCAUUUUGGGGGUGGUGAACGUGUUUAAAGGGCUAGAGAUAUUGAGUCCUAAGAAGCAGUGGAAAAACGCUUACACUGGUAUCAUCGUUGCUCUCGCCAUUGUGGCCACCCUGCUUGAAGCCUUCACUUGGUAUGUGGUCAUUAAGAGAAGGAAACUAGAGGAAUCUGCUAAAUCGGCCCCGCAUGGAGCAUCCAACGGCUCUCGGUCUCAGUAUGCUUAAGACUAGCACUAGAGUUGUUUCCUUUUCUCUGUGCAUAGAGCGUGUUCUUUUUAUGAUUUAUCUGCUUAUCUAUCCAUUUUCAGUAGGUUAAUGUCGAGUUCCCAUAUGCGUUUAUGAUUUUAUUGAGAAGAGGGGCUUUUGCCUCUACUUUCCCUUCUGAACAGAGAAAUAAUAAUUGCCAUUUUAUUU